Chinchilla lanigera (long-tailed chinchilla) is the source of this 2841-nucleotide messenger RNA. RefSeq names its product TRPM8 channel-associated factor 3-like. Lineage: Eukaryota; Metazoa; Chordata; Mammalia; Rodentia; Chinchillidae. Gene Ontology annotation, biological process: negative regulation of anion channel activity. The transcript has 7 exons. Bases 1 to 2841 code for a protein of 946 amino acids. The record is from RefSeq and is a predicted model, not a curated record.
AUGGCGACAACUCCCUCUGAUGCGUUCCAGGCCCUCAUGAAGGGAGUAACAAACUGGGAUCUUCCUGAAAGCUUCAUCCCCAGUGAACUCCUUCUUAUUGGGAAGGCCUCCUUCCCCGUGAUGGUGAAUGACAAGGGCCAGGUGCUCAUUGCUGCCUCCUCCUAUGGCCAGGGCCGCCUUGUCGUCGUAUCCCAUGAACGCUACUUGCUGCAUGCUGGCUUGGCUCCAUUUCUUGUCAAUGCAGUGGGCUGGCUCCGUCUCUCCCCUGAGGCUCCCAUUGGGGUGCACCCAUCCCUGGAACCCCUAGUGAACAUCCUGAAGGAUGCCGGGGUGGAGGCACAGACUGUGCCAGAACCUGGAGAGCCCCGGGGUGCUUACUGUAUGGAUGCCUACAAUGACAGCUUGACUGCAAAGCUCAUUCAGUUUGUGAAACAUGGUGGGGGCUUGCUCAUUGGGGGCCAGGCCUGGUAUUGGGCCAGCAAGCAUGGCUGUGACAAGGUGCUGUCCAGUUUCCCUGGGAAUCUGGUGACAAGUGUUGCUGGAGUGUACUUCACUGAUGUCUGUGGGUGUAUAGCCCACUUUGAGGUCUCUACAAAGGUGCCCAACAUCCCAUUCCAUGUCAGGUGUGGAGAGGAUCUCAGCCAGGACCAGCAGCAGAUCCUGGAGGGCUUCACCACACUGGACAAUACAGGAUGUGGAAUACCCUCACGGAUCCUGGUGCAUGGGGAGCUGGCCUUUCCCCUUGCAAUAGAUAAUUCAUCCAGCUGCUUUCUUGCAGCUGCUCGCUAUGGCUGUGGCCGUGUGGUGUUGACAGGCCAUGAGAGUUUGAUCCAUACCCCAAAGAUGGGCCCAUUUAUAUUGAAUGCUUUGCGCUGGCUGUUAGGGAAGAAGAAAGGCAAGAUUGGACUCCAAUCAAUGUUUAAAGGUCUGGGCCCUAUGUUAUCAAAUAGUAAACUGGAGUGGAGAGUGACACAACAUCUCACCAGUGUCUUGAGUGUCUUUUGCUGUUAUGAACUUAACAGCAAGAAUGCGAAGCAGGUAGAGGAAUUUGUGGCUGAAGGUGGAGGAUUGCUGAUUGGUUCACAGGCAUGGUGGUGGAGCUAUAUGCACCCAGAGCGUAACUGCGUGCGUCAGUAUCCCAGUAACGAGUGCCUUCGAAGCUUUGGUCUGACCAUCUUAGAUGAGACAGCCAAUCAAGGCCACUUCCCGGCCCCCAAGCCAGGGGUGACAAUUUACCACUUCCACAGAGCUCUAUCCCAGUUUGAGACCAUGUUGUAUGAAAAGGGGAAGAACUUAGAAAAGAGCUGGGUGGAUGAUUUAAUGCGAGAUUGUUUCGUUAUGUUUCAAAUCCCACAUAAAGACAUCCCCAUCUUUGAGUCUGUGAAGAAUCGUGUUAUUGAAAUGAUCAAACGGAAGGGCUUACCAGUUGCAAAUAGGAGAAAGAGAAUCAAGAAGGGAAGCCCUGAGGCUGUCCUGAUAUCCAUGGCUGGCUCAUUGGUCAAAUCAGGAACUGACAGCAGUCUGGUCCUCUGUGAUCCCCCCUUUUUGCCUCCCACAGAACUUCCCGUCACCAUUGAGAUCAACGAAGGACACUGCAAUUCCCAGGUGAGCACUGGACUCUACUUAUGUGCAGGGCAGACUGCAGAGGUCACACUGCCUGAGAAGGCUCUUGCUGCCAAAUUGAAGAUACUCAUUGGCUGUCACACGGACAACUUAAGCCACCAUGCGGAUUAUUGGCGCCCACCUGUGGUGACACACCAGUACCUCUUAGACCAAGCCCAGAAGCGCAUCUCCUGGCUCUGGGGAGGCCUCCUCUACAUCCUGGUACCCUCUUCCUACAAACUGGGUACGGUACCAGUCACCAUCAGUGGUGCUGUGGCGGCUCCAUACUUCAAGUUGGGUAAGACAUCCCAGGAGGAGUGGAAGAAGCUUAUCGAUAAGAAUGAAGUUCCAUGGGGAGAGCUGGCCACAGACAACAUCAUCCUGACAGCAUCAACGCCAGACCUCCUGAAACUGGAGGACCCCGCGUCUCUGCUCCAUCUCUGGGAUGACAUAAUGCAGGCUGUGGCCCGUCUGGCUGCUAAGCCUUUCCCUUUCUGCAGACCGGAGAGGAUUGUCUUUGAUUGUCAGAUCUCAGCUGGUAUCUUGCAUUCUGGAUACCCUAUCAUGUCCAUAAUGGAAGAAGCACCAAACAUCCUUAAUGAAAAAAAAUUAAGGUCCCGUGGUACAUGGGGUGCCUUGCAUGAGUUAGGCCACAACCAACAAGCGGGUGGAUGGAAUUUCCCUCACCACACCACUGAAGCCACCUGUAAUCUCUGGUCUGUCUAUGUGAAUGAGAUGGUUCUAGGUAUCCACAGGUCUCAUACCCAUUCUGCUCUCUCUCCUGACGGGCGCAAGCAGAGGAUAAAGCACUACCUGGACCAGGGAGCACCCCUGAAAAGCUGGGAAGGAUGGACAGCUCUGGAAACGUACCUUCAGCUCCAGGAGGGCUUUGGCUGGGAGCCAUUCAUUCAGCUUUUUGCUGAGUACCAGAAACUCUCUGGCAUCCCAAGAAACAAUGGUGGCAAGAUGAAUCUGUGGGUGAAGAAGUUCUCUGAAACCGUGAAGAAGAAUUUGGCUCCUUUCUUUAAGGCCUGGGGUUGGCCUGUGACGAAAGAAGUGUCUGAUAGCCUGGCCUGCCUGCCAGAAUGGGAGGAAAAUCCAAUGAAAAAGUACAAAUCUGAUCCUGUGAAAUUAUGUGCAUCUGACCCCACACAGUUAUAUGUAUGUGAUGAGGAAAUGUGUAAAAUUAUAGAAGAACGCUUUCUGGAAAAAGAUCAGUCAUUGGAUUCAACAGAGUAA